Molecule: messenger RNA, 1947 nt
Organism: Aspergillus puulaauensis
Lineage: Eukaryota; Fungi; Ascomycota; Eurotiomycetes; Eurotiales; Aspergillaceae
Product: serine/threonine-protein kinase
Exons: 1
Coding region: 1-1947 (648 amino acids)
Biological process (GO): intracellular signal transduction; protein phosphorylation; microtubule cytoskeleton organization
Cellular component (GO): cytoplasm
Molecular function (GO): ATP binding; tau-protein kinase activity; protein serine/threonine kinase activity
Source: RefSeq, a predicted model, not a curated record
AUGGCGACUGCACAUAGAAGCAACCAGUCGCACGGGUUGAGGAUCGAAACUUCCUUCCAAAAUGCUUCCAGAAAUCGCUGGCGAGAUGGAGAGCAAGACGGAGAUUGGAGAGAGACUGGUGAUCGAGCUGGUAACGAGGGCGACCGUACCAACAUCUCUUACGAUUAUGACGCACACCGUUGCGGUACUGAUGAAGAAAGCAGAGUAUUGAGUAGCCUUCACUCCUCGACACCCCCCAUCUCAGUUCCGCGCCAUGAUGAUAGCCCAAGUCAAGAUGAGAUCCCUCACAAUCCAGAGGAUGUGGGCGCCUCGUCGCCCUUUGACUCGUUCCUCCAGCAGGAGGAGUCGUCUAUCGACUACUUUGAUCCUUCCAUUACCGUCACUCCGAGGAACCAGCAAGCUCUGAAAGGGCAGCUAUCGCAGAGCGAGAGGCUAAGCCGAGCACGAGGGUUCCAACCGCCGAAAACAUCAAGCCUCCGGAACAUGCUUCCGCAGGAUGAUAACGACAUUGCGAGCGGUAUCAGCAAGCUGGGAUUCAGCCCCGACCCCAGAAGAUAUCAGUCCCGGCGAACUGCUCCGGCCCGGUUGUCACGCGAGGCCCUCCCCGGAAGUCCUAACAACGCUUCUAUCGACCGCCCCACGUCGCUUACCACUGUAUCGACCAUGUCCCCCGUCAUGGAUGAAGUGCAAACCCCUCCGGGAAGCACUCGAAGCAUACUUUCGCCCAUCUGCAUGGCGUCCCCGACGCAGACGUUCCACUCCCCAGAAGACCGCAGUGCCUCCUGGUCCGGUACAUCUGGAACCCCAUUCGGUAGCAAGCCAGGGCGCUAUCGAAGCUCUACAGGGGCACGUUCGCGCCGAUCCACGGCCUCGAGCGGAAAAUCUCCAGCAAGCGCGUUUCUCUCCAUGUGGAGCACACAAGAAGAGCCACCGCCGAAACCUGAUGAUGAGGGUCAAAUGGUUGGAACUGACUACGUUCUCGGAAAAGCCAUUGGUUCUGGAGGCUUCAGUGUUGUGAAAGAGGCUUAUAAAGUUGAAGAAAGUGGCGAGACUCGACGACUAGCCGUGAAAAUCGUGAAAAAGCACAUUGCUGAGAGAAGUGAAAGGGAGAAUGAUGCAGUUCAGGCUGAGUUCGACCACGAGGUUCGUGUUUGGCGGUAUCUCAGCCACCCGAAUGUGCUGUCGCUCGAUGCAGUCUACGAGACUGAUUAUGCCACUUUCUGCUUCACGAAAUUACACAUUGGCGGCACCCUCUUCCACCUAAUCCGUCAAAACCGACAAAGCCACCGCACUCUAUCGUUGAAACUCGCAAAGAAAUACGCAUAUCAACUUGCAUGCGCCCUGCGAUAUCUACACGAAGAUGCUCGCGUGGUGCACCGGGAUAUAAAACUUGAGAAUUGCCUCUUGGACCCGGUUGAGUUGCCGGAUGGCGUCAAAACUUCGAACCUCGUGCUGUGUGAUUUUGGAAUGGCAGAAUGGAUCAACGCGGACAACGACGAUGAGCCCGAUUCGUACGAAUAUGAGGGUGCGCGACCACCACUUCGAAGCAUUGGGCCCUCUGAUUCCAGCACCAGCGUUGCGGGAAGCCUCGAAUACGCUUCCCCGGAAUUACUAGACUCGUCUUCUGGAAUAAUCGACCCUUCGGUGGACAUCUGGGCUUUUGGAGUCAUUGUCUUCACCCUCCUCGUCGGGUCGCGGCCAUUCCAGCACACCUUCCAGCCCCGUUUGAUAUCCAACAUUCGGGAAGGAAUUUGGGACAAAGACGCGGUACUGGGCGACGGAAGUGACUCAGAAACACGCCGCGAUGCCCUUGAGCUCAUCACGAAAUGCCUGGACAUGAACCAUCGCAGACGCUGGACCGUUCGCGAUAUUCUGUCCUGUCGUUUCCUGCGCGAAUUUGCAGAGAAAGUAGGCGACAACCAAGCAGACAGCAUCUGGAAGCUAUGA